Molecule: messenger RNA, 1206 nt
Organism: Panicum virgatum (switchgrass)
Lineage: Eukaryota; Viridiplantae; Streptophyta; Magnoliopsida; Poales; Poaceae
Product: light-inducible protein CPRF2-like
Exons: 6
Coding region: 26-919 (297 amino acids)
Biological process (GO): regulation of DNA-templated transcription
Molecular function (GO): DNA-binding transcription factor activity
Source: RefSeq, a predicted model, not a curated record
CCCGGUUUCCACCCUUCGUACAUACAUGGUGGGAGAAAGAGCAGGCGACGUCGUCCAUCCAAGAAUAGCGGGCAGCGUCAAUGACGAUGUGGUUGAGCUGCUCUGUGGUGGAGGCAGAGGUCACCCCGGCGCCUCCACGGCUGGGCUGAAGAGGAAACUGGACUUGUACUUCGCCGCUGUCGCCAAAUCCAUGGAGGCCAAAUCACAAGAAUCCUCGUUUGGCUACUCCGACUCACUGGCUUCAGGCACUUCACAAUUGACUUUUCAAGCUUCUUUUGAUGUUGAACAGACAGGUGAUGGAGGUGGGGCAAGCCUAGUUACAAACUCAAAUGUCAUACACACAGGUCAUGAUGAUUAUCAAGGCAAACCAACUAACAGUGGUACAUCAAAGCAACAGUCGGACUGUGGUGUCAAUCUUGACGAGAAAAGUGACCCUGCUAUUGCAAAAAAGAUGAGGAGAAUGAUGUUAAAUCGAGAAUCAGCUAGGCGAUCAAGAAAGAGGAGGGAAAGUCGCCUACGCGAUCUCGAAUCACAGGUUUCCACGUUAACAUCUGAGAAUGCAUCUUUGCUCAAGCGCAUGGAGGAUAUGACUCAUAAGUACAAGGAUGCUACCCUUGACAACAGAAAUCUUAUAAUUGCUGUUGAGACUAUGAGGACAAAGAUGAACAUGGCAGAGAAAGCUGUCAGGACACUAUCAGAAACAACAUUCCUCUUACCCAGCACAUCUGAACUACCUCCAAGCUUGACUUUGAGUUCAUUUGCAUCUGAUACGGCUUCUCCUGAUGUCGCCAAUGAAUAUAGUAUGGAACAUUUUCUUCAGUCGACACUUCACGAUGAUCAGAACAAGCCUGCGCUCUCCCAAAUGCAGCAAUUCCCUUUGACAAGUGGGGAGUUGGGCACCAUGUUGGUCUCUCUGUGAUAUGUUGCACGCUAGGAGAACCUGCGAGGAGGAUCAAUGAAGACUCAGUACACUACGAGAUUGUAUAUGAGCAUGCUGAGAUCCUGAAAGUCUUGCCGAUAGGAAACAUGAGCCAUAUGUUUUAGUGCUCUAGUGAGAUAAAUAAAUUUUGUAGUAAUAGAUCUUGUAGCACCCAUAUGUGAGUAAGGCCCGUAUGGUGUAAUAGAUCUUGUAGCACCCAUUAACUGAGCGUAGCUCACUUGGUAGUGGGUAUAUAUGUAUGCAUAAACUAAUCUGGAUGUGUGUUU